Arachis duranensis is the source of this 2577-nucleotide messenger RNA. Its product is annotated as protein THALLO. Gene Ontology annotation, cellular component: nucleolus; small-subunit processome. The record is from RefSeq and is a predicted model, not a curated record. Lineage: Eukaryota; Viridiplantae; Streptophyta; Magnoliopsida; Fabales; Fabaceae. Bases 419 to 2404 code for a protein of 661 amino acids. The transcript has 16 exons. Gene Ontology annotation, biological process: maturation of SSU-rRNA from tricistronic rRNA transcript (SSU-rRNA, 5.8S rRNA, LSU-rRNA).
AAAAAAAGAUAUAAGUGUCGCCUUUACGUGGUAUGCUGGUAACAGCUUCUUCCCACUCUUCCCCUCCUUGUUCCGCCGCCACAGCCGGUGCCAUCUAUCCAUCAUACUUUCUCAUCGGUGGCCGCAACUGUUGCUGCUCUCUCCGGUUGACCUUCCUCAUCAGUUCUCAUCGCAUCCUCUUUUCCUCUCUUCCUUCAAUUUGCUAUUGCGUUUAACAUUUUAUGCUGCCACUCACUGCAUUCUCCUACUUCCAAGAACUCCUUAUCUAGCUUCCAGUUCAUCCAUCUUCUUGUUUCCGUUGUUUGUUCCCCGUUCGAGUUCUUCAGCAUCAGUUGUGAGAAAGCUCUGAACUCUGUAGCUGUGUGUUCGAUUGAGGGGUUUUUGUAGGGUUUUGCUGGUUAAAAACAGAGUUCACAGAAUGGGGAAGAAAGGAGGGGGGAAAAGUUUCCCUAAGAAUAAAAAAGCCAUAAAAAACGAUAAGAAGGGUUCCCGGCAUCCUUUUUCAGCUGAUGACAUGGACGACGAGAUUGAUGCCUUCAACAAGCAGAGAGAUAUCAUCCCACUUGACGUGAAUGCUGAUGCUGAAGAGUCGGACGAAGAUGAUGAAGUCCCUGUUUUCGAUAAGGGUAUUGAUGAUAGUGAAGAUGAAGUCUUUGACGACGAUGAGGAGGAGGACGAUGAGGAUGCUGAUGAUGAUUUGUCGAAAAUGAUUAGGCAAAGAAAAUAUUUACGUGCAAAGUUUGGUACGGGUGAGGAUGAUAUGCAUGAUGAUGAAGAGGAGGAGGAUGAAGAUAAUAAGCUUACUUGGGGAGGAAAGAGGUUUGCUCAUGGUGCUGAGAACCGUAACUUUGAGCUACAAUCGAGUGAUGAUGAGGACCCAAAAGAAGAGGAAAAAUUGGCAUUACAACAACAGAAGGAUAAAGCAAAAUAUUAUACAAUGGAGGACUAUGGCCUUGCUGAUAUUAGUGAAGGCAAGGACGAUGAGAUAAUGACUUUUGAGGAUGCAUCAGACAAAGGAAAGGGGGCAGUAAGGUCACCAGAUAGAGAUAUAACUUUCACUGUAGAGGAUCUGAAAGCUUUGUCAAAGGAGGAGCAAAUGAAUAUACUUCAUAGGUCCGCUCCAGAUUUAGUUGGUUGGUUGUCAGAACUAAAUGAGGCACAUGAACAGCUUGAAGCAAAAGUUAACCCAUUCUUAAGCAAGGCUAAAGCAGGGGAAUUGGAUAUGAAAGGUGUUGUGCGUUACUUUGAGUUGAAGCAGCUUCUUUUGUUGUCAUAUUGCCAAGCUAUAACUUUCUACCUUCUCCUCAAGUCUGAAGGACAGCCAGUCCAUGAUCAUCCUGUGAUGGCUCGCCUUGAUGAGAUCAAGAGCUUAUUGGAUCAGAUAAAACAACUUGACACAGAACUUCCAUUUGAACUUGAGGACAUUCUUAAAGGAAAUAAUGGAUCGGAAACAGUACUAAAGAAUGCUCCAACAACAAUUGAUUCUUUUUCCAAGGAGCCUUCUGUCUUUGCCAAAUCACAGGAAGAAGUGUCUCAAAAAUCAGUCGAGACAGAAAAAUUCCAAUCCUCGAAGGAUCAUGUUCAGAAAGCAAGAAAAGACGAACAUCAGAAAGCUUCCAUUGGUGUGCAAAGUUUGGAAAUGUUAAAAGUUAGAGCUUCCCUUGAGGAAAAAUUGAAGCAAAAGGGUUUGUACAGCUCCAUUGCUCCAAAGUCUAGUGGGGCCCUAAAACGCUCAAGACCGGUUAAUGGACGGCUCGAAACAUAUGAUGAUUUUGUUGACGAUACUGCGGAUGUUAAGGGGGCAGCUGGCUUGGUUAAUGGUUCCAAUAAAGUUGCACAGUAUCUUAAUGCUAAUUUGAAGAAACUAAAGGUCAUUUCUGGUGAUGAUGAUUUACCCAAAAGAGAUGAUAUUGGAGAAAGACGAAGGAAACACGAGCUCCGGGUUAUGGCUGGUGCUGGUGUUCAGAAUGAGGAUGACAAUGGUGAUGACUAUGAUGAUGAAGUUGGCCAUCAUGGAUCUGAUGAUGAUGCAAACGAAGAGGAUGAUUUUGAUAGUGGUGACUCGGAAAAUGAAUUUUACAAACAAGUGGAACAACAGCGAAAUGCAAAACUUGCUGCAAAAGCUCAGAUUUACUCGAGGAAGUCAGGGGUUGUCACAUCCAUGCCAGAGACUAUAGAAGGAAAACGCCAAAUAACAUCUCAGAUGGCAAAGAACAGGGGGUUGACUCGAAUCCGCAACAAGGCAAAGAAGAAUCCAAGAAAGAAUUACAAGCUCAAACACCAAAAAGCUCUCAAGAAGCGGCAGGGACAAGUUCAGAGUAUUAGAAAGCCUACGGGUCCUUAUGGUGGUGAAGCUACUGGAAUUAAUCCUUUCGUUAGUCGAAGCAUCAGAUUCAAGGACUGAUAUUGUCAUGGGGUCUUGCUAUUUCAUUUGAGUAUCACAAUUUUGAAUCAUCUAGUUAAGAUGGAAGUAAUUUUCUUCUUGCCAUGUAACAGUGUAGAAUAAAAACUGAAAUGAUUGUUGAUUGGGAGAGAAGAAUUUUAUUCUAGUAGGUAAACAUAUUUUCUUAGCCUGCC